ACACAGGAUGAAAUUUUAUACUAAUAAAAACAAGAUUGAAAGAGAGUUUUAGGUGGGGAUAUCAUGUAUUUGAAACUACAGUCUGACCGAUUUAAAGCUUUCAUCGUAUUAUGGUCCUAAUCCUGUAGUUGUAAGGAUUGGCAAAGUAGCUUAUAAGUUGCAGUUAUCAGAAUUUUCAAAGUUGCAUCAUGUUUUUAAAGGUCGGCACUAAGGAUGUCCCUAGUAUAACCCUUCUUAAAUGGGCGAGGAUGGUCAACUAUUAGCAUAUCCAGUUGUUGUGCUUGAUAAGCAAAUGGUGAAAAGUCAAUCUGGUGGAAUGGUCUAAUCUGAGUCCAAAGAAUGUUAAGAUUUCUCGGUUCUUAAAUCUCAAUUUUCAUCCUCAGGGAACAAGGAUGUUCGCAAGAGGAAGAUAAUGUGAUAAAGUUAGAAGUUGACAAAGAUGAUAGAGCCCAUAAUAACAACAACAUGGGUUGAAAAGGAAUUUUAUCCUUUAAUGAACAAGGAUGUUCUCAAGAUGAAGGUAAUGUGAUAAAGUUAGAAGUUCACAAAGAUGAUGAACAACAACAUGGGGUUGAAAAAGAAUUUUAAUAAUAGGAAACUGACUAUUGAUGAUGAGAAGUUAAGAAUGGUGUCAUUUGGUGUAGGCUCUCAAGGCCAUUAUUGUAAGAAUGUAUGCAAGAAUAGUAGUUACUAAAAUAACAACUAUCAAAAUUAUAUUGUGGAUCGUAAUUCAUAAAUUAUGAGUAUAACUGUCAUGUAUAUACACAUUUUCAUCAGGAAUGAAAAACCACAAUUUCUUUGCUCCCAUAUAAUUUCUUUCCUCUGGUAUCUCUCUUUUUUGGUUGUAACUUUCUCUUCUUUUGAUCUAUUUUUUCUUCACUUCUUCAUAUUAAUCUCUGCUUAAUUCAAUAGCAUCAUUCAUUACAAACUAUUUUCAUGAUUUUUCCUUCAUUUUCUGAGAAAAGAAACCAGGAGAAAAUGUUUUCUAUGAAACCAAUAGAACCCAAAAAAAUUAAGAGGGGGUUAAUGAGAACUUACACGUAAAGUUUAAAAUUUGAAAAAGGCUGGUGUUGGUCUUUGAAGGAAGACCCUAAACUUAUAUUCUACCAUCGAUUAGGGUUCGGAGCAGCGCUUGGUUCUUCUUUAUUGCUGUUAUUUGCCUUUUUUGAAAUACUAUAAGAAACUUUUUUGGAGAGACGAGAGGGAAAGAAUUGGGUCAAAGAGGAUAGUUUGGUCUUUUUGACAUUAACCCGCGCGGGCAAGAUUACACUUUUUAUGAAGUCUCCAUAGCUUUCCCUCAAAAACUUCUCCUGUGUCUCUCUAAUGGCUGCAUUUCGUCUCAGUUUGUAGCAUUAAGGGACAUGACACAUGCCUUCUCUGCCUUCUCUUUUACAGUGUCUAAGACUUUGUAAAAAUUUUGGAGCUUCGGCAGUGAGGGGGUCGUUGAAUUUGGGAUUGAAUCUCUCCCGUGAGUGUUUGGUUAGGUCAAUUAGAAUGGAAAAUGGUAAUUGUACCCUGAAGGGUGCAAACAAUGAAUCUAGAGGUGCGUUGGUUGUCUUUGAAGGAUUGGACCGUAGUGGGAAAACUUCACAAUGUGGGAGGCUGCUUUCAUAUUUGGAGGGAUUGGGGCAUUCAGUUGAAUUAUGGAGAUUCCCAGACAGAUCUACCAGUGUUGGGCAGAUGAUAUCUGCAUAUCUUACUAAUAAAUCGCAGUUGGAUGACCAUACGAUCCAUCUCCUUUUCAGUGCAAAUCGGUGGGACAAGAGAUCAUUGAUGGAAACCAAACUGAAAGCUGGAACUACCCUUAUAGUAGACCGGUACUCUUAUUCUGGGGUUGCUUUCUCAUCUGCUAAAGGACUUGAUUUUGAAUGGUGUAAGGCACCAGAGAUUGGGCUAAUAGCUCCGGAUCUGGUAGUGUACCUUGAUAUACCGGCAGAGAAAGCUGCAGAAAGAGGAGGCUAUGGAGGUGAGAGAUAUGAGCAGCUUGAGUUUCAGAGGAAAGUUGCCCAACACUAUAAGCUCCUUGAAGAUUCUUCCUGGGAGAUUGUAGAUGCUUGCCAAACCUUGGAAGUUGUGGAAAAACAGGUGAAGGAGAUCGUAUUAGAACAUGUCACAACAUGCCAAAAAGGGAAAGCUCUUUCAUCCCUCUGGUCAUGCUAGUUUAUCUGUUUUCUCUUUUCUUUCAUUGAUGAGAUGCAACACUUGCCUCUGGCAAGCUUGGCAGGGAGUUUUGAUGCAUAAAAUAUUCAGUGGUUCUUGUUUCAAAUUAUUGGUAGUGUUCAACUCAAUAUCUUCUCCCAAACUAGAAAUGGUAUCCUUGAAGUUCACAAUAUUGCUAUGGAUUGGAGAUUAUUGACGUGUGGAACGAUUAUCGAAGCUUGAACCUUGUACAUUUGCUUCAAAAAUCUAUUUAUAUUUUUCUAUAUCAAUAUAUGGAGUAUGCUGCA
Durio zibethinus is the source of this 2447-nucleotide messenger RNA. Its product is annotated as thymidylate kinase-like. Gene Ontology annotation, biological process: dTTP biosynthetic process; dUDP biosynthetic process; dTDP biosynthetic process. Gene Ontology annotation, cellular component: mitochondrion; cytoplasm; cytosol. Lineage: Eukaryota; Viridiplantae; Streptophyta; Magnoliopsida; Malvales; Malvaceae. Gene Ontology annotation, molecular function: ATP binding; dTMP kinase activity; nucleoside diphosphate kinase activity. The record is from RefSeq and is a predicted model, not a curated record.